This is a messenger RNA of Saccostrea echinata, 4974 nucleotides long. Its product is annotated as inositol hexakisphosphate and diphosphoinositol-pentakisphosphate kinase 2-like. Bases 121 to 4200 code for a protein of 1359 amino acids. NCBI's taxonomy places the organism in Eukaryota, Metazoa, Mollusca, Bivalvia, Ostreida, Ostreidae. The record is from RefSeq and is a predicted model, not a curated record. Gene Ontology annotation, cellular component: cytosol. Gene Ontology annotation, molecular function: 5-diphosphoinositol pentakisphosphate 1-kinase activity; diphosphoinositol pentakisphosphate kinase activity; inositol hexakisphosphate kinase activity. The transcript is spliced from 32 exons. Gene Ontology annotation, biological process: inositol phosphate biosynthetic process; inositol metabolic process.
UAUGAAUUAUUUCUGUUUAUGACAAAGGUGGAGAAUGGAGUAGAAAAUUUGAAAUAUUGACCUGUCUCUGCCACGAGGCAGUGACAGAAAGUAAGCAAUCAGGAGUUGAUUUGGAGUAACAUGAUGGAAAUCACAGAAGAAAACAAUCCUAGUCGAAGUCCACUAAACAAAGAUGGCGCACCAAUGUUCUUUGUUGGAGAGGAUAUUCUCAUCAAAGGAAAGGGUGAGAAUGCUUUGUUUGAGGAGCUGCCAGAGGGCAAGAGAAUCAUCCUGGGUGUUUGUGCCAUGCAAAAGAAAUCUAACUCCAAACCAAUGCAUGAGAUUAUAGAUCGUCUGGAGAAGUUCAUGCAGAUCCAGGCUACUAUAUUUGAUGAAGAUGUAAUCCUGAACAAACCAAUCGAGGAGUGGCCUAUAGUAGAUGUACUGAUUAGUUUUUUCUCGGCAGGAUUCCCGCUGGACAAGGCCAUUCAAUACACUAAACUUAGACAGCCUUUUGUUAUUAAUGACUUAGAAUCUCAGUACAUACUUCUUGACAGAAGAGAAGUGUACAAGACAUUGUUUCAAAAUGAAAUCCUACAUCCACGAUAUACAGUAUUAAACAGAAAAGAAGAUGACUCCACAGAGUCUCAAGUCGUGAUCUCAGAUGACACAAUAGAAGUAGAUGGAGAGACGUUUCACAAACCUUUUGUAGAGAAACCUGUGUCAGCCGAGGACCACAAUAUCAUUAUUUAUUUUCCCCAGUCAGCUGGCGGGGGGAGCCAGAAACUAUUUAGAAAGGUUCAUGAUGGUCACCCACCUCCCCCCUACACUUGCUAUGGGCUGUGGAACUAUUUAGGCCAAGACUCAAUUCCUAUUGGUUCCAGAAGUAGUGUAUAUUCCCAUCAUAGCAGGCUUAGAAAGACAGGGUCAUAUAUCUAUGAGGACUUUAUGCCUACAGAUGGAACUGAUGUCAAGGUAUACACUGUUGGACCAGACUAUGUCCAUGCUGAAGCUCGCAAGUCUCCAGCCCUGGAUGGUAAAGUAGAGCGUGAUGAACACGGGAAGGAGGUGCGAUACCCUGUGUUACUGAGUGCCAAGGAAAAAAUGUUAGCAAGGAAAGUCUCACUGGCUUUCAAGCAAACAGUGUGUGGUUUUGACUUACUGAGGGCAAAUGGGAAAUCUUAUGUCUGUGAUGUCAAUGGAUUCAGUUUUGUCAAGAAUUCUACAAAGUAUUAUGAUGACUGUGCCAAAAUACUUGGAACUAUGAUAAUGCGAGCUCUUGCCCCCCAGCUUCACAUUCCCUGGCUACUUGGAUCCGCCCCUGAGGAUAUUCCUGUAGUUCCAACGACAUCUGGAUCUAUGAUGGAGUUGAGAACAGUUGUUGCUGUAAUUCGACAUGGAGACAGAACACCAAAACAGAAAAUGAAGAUGGAAGUAAAGCAUAGAAAAUUUUUUGAGCUCUUUGAGAAAUAUGAUGGCUACAGAAAAGGACAUUUAAAACUAAAGAAGCCGAAACAACUACAGGAAGUAUUAGACAUUGCUCGAUUUCUACUGUCGGAGAACGAAGCUUCGCAGGAUCCGGAGAUCUGUGAGAAAAAAGUCAAACUCCAACAGCUAAAACUGGUGCUAGAAAUGUACGGUCAUUUCUCAGGAAUAAAUCGCAAAGUUCAGCUGAAAUACCAGCCAUUUGGACAUCGUAAAUCUAAGCGCUCUUCUAGUGAAGAUGAUGAUGUACCUCACCCCCCAUCUUUACUUCUAAUUGUUAAGUGGGGAGGGGAGUUAACUCCAGCGGGUAAAGUGCAGGCAGAGGAACUAGGGAAAGCGUUCAGGACACUCUACCCAGGAGGUCAAGGACAGUUUGAAACACCAGGCCUUGGAUUUUUAAGGCUGCACAGUACUUUCCGACAUGACUUAAAAAUCUAUGCAUCAGACGAAGGCAGAGUUCAAAUGACAGCUGCAGCAUUUACAAAGGGUCUUUUAGCAUUGGAGGGAGAAUUACCCCCGAUAUUGGUCCAGAUGGUGAAAAGUGCCAACACCAAUGGUCUACUGGACAAACAAGGGGAAACCUCCAAAUAUCAACAAGUUGUGAAAGAGAGAUUGACACAGAUGCUGAAUGAGGACAGAGAUUUUAGUGGAGAGGAUUAUGAAAAGUUGGCUCCCACAAACAGCGAAUCUCUCAUUAAAGCCCUGGACUUCAUUAAAAACCCUGGGAAACUGUGUGAACACGUGUAUGCCAUGGUGAAGGAGCUGACAGCUAAAAUAAGGACACUAAAGCUGGAGCACAGGACCAGAGAUCUGAAGCUUUAUCAUGGAGAAUCCUGGGAGCUGUUGAUUCGUAGAUGGGCCAAACUGGAGAAGGAUUUCAAAAUGAAAGGCGGCAGAUUUGACGUCAGUAAGAUUCCUGACAUAUAUGACUGUAUCAAGUACGACCUACAGCACAACCAAAAAACAAUACAAUAUGAGAGAGCCAAGGAGCUGUUUGAAUGUUCUAAAGCACUGGCAGACAUUGUUAUUCCUCAGGAGUAUGGAAUUACACUAGAUGAGAAGCUCCACAUUUCACAGAGUGUGUGUACCCCUCUGAUGAGGAAGAUCCGGAGUGACCUGGAGCAGUGUGUUUGUCCAGAUGACGAGGAAGAGAGCACAAGGCUAAACUCACUGUAUUCCUUAGGAGUUGCCUCCCCUGAAAGAUUUGUCAGGACUCGUCUAUACUUUACCAGUGAGAGCCACAUUCAUUCUUUGUUAAACAUGCUCAGAUAUGGAGGUCUCAGAGAUGAGGCAUCUGAUGAGCAGUGGAAGAAAGCAAUGGAUUUUAUAAACAAUACACCAGAGCUGAAUUACAUGUCCCAAAUCAUUGUAAUGAUGUUUGAGGACCCAAGCAAGGGUACCUCAUCAGAACGCUUCCAUGUUGAGCUCCAUUUUAGCCCUGGGGCAUAUAGUUAUGGAGAAAAGGGAUUCCAUUACCCCUUGGUUCAUUCCAGGUCCAUGGCCUACAAAAAUUCAAAUAAUCCACUGAUGAAGCUGGAUGUUGCAAAAGAAUUGUCAGAAGAGAGAAAGCUGUACAAACAUGGACAUUAUGAAUGGUCCAAAAGUCCUAAGGACUAUCAAAAUCGACCCGUGUCAGCUCCAAUGAUUAUACAGGAACAGGAAGAGCUGGAGGAGGCUGAUAUCUUUGAGCAUGCUCAUAAUAGUGUCCAAAACAGUGAGAAAGUAAACAGCAAUAUUGGAGCAGAUCAGGGGGACCACAGCAGUGAGCUUAUCAAAGAGUCAAAGUUCACUUUGGAACCAGUCAAGGAUUCAAAGUUCACAUUGGAACCAGUCAAGGAGUCAAAGUUUAAGACUGAACUUGUGAAAGAGUCAAAGUUUGUAAGCGAACCAGUCAAGGAGUCAAAGUUCACAACUGUAAAAGUUCCAGAACAAAAGUCUCCUAAAUGUAACCCUGACAUUCCGGAAUGGGACUGGGGAAGUGACCCAGAACAUGAAGAGGAAAAAAAUCUCCAGGAGAAGCCAGCUAGCCUGCCCAUUGCAUCUGUUUCUGAACCAAUAGAAAUUCAGUCUCCAAACUCAAACCCAGACUUAGAAUUAUCAGCUGUCCAGGAAGCCAAAUCUAGAGUUCGAUUCAGUGGUCCCGAGCCAGUCAGAUCACAGAGUCUAGAGGAGAAGAGAAGCAAAAGUCUUGAGGAUAAACCAGCUGAACCCAAAGUAGAUAGACAUUCACUCUAUGACAGACAUUAUUUGACUGUUCAUCUGCCACUGGCAAGUGACAAAAGAAGAAACUCCUGCUCAAGUUUAUUUUAUUUGAAUCCAGAGGCUUUCAAAGAAAACUACAUCAUACAGAGUGAGAUGAACAGAGCUAGAUCUGCUUCUGUCUUGGGGCCUAGUAAUCCGGCAUUUGAAGGAUUUAACAUGGUGCCCAGUCUGCAUCCACUGGAAACCUUGCAUAACAAAUUAACGAUGAAGGAGCUGGAUGAUUUCUUAAAGAGGGCAACUACAUGCAAGUUUGUGACACCCAUUUCUUCACCUCCAUACAGUUAUACACCAUUGGCCUCACCUCACAUACCUGUCACAAGAGCACAGAAAGGAAACCAGUCAUCCAGCAAUUCUUCCACUGGUCCUAGUUCUCCUGUGUCAGGAAUGGGAAGCCUGGUCCUGAGCAGAUUACAAGAAGCUGCAAUGUACAUAUUCCAGAGACAAGACAGUAAUCAAGAGGACCAGACGAGCUAGCAUAGAGUCUCAGGGCCAGGAGGUUCCCAGUCCUGAUAGCAGCCGGGCUAAAAUUCCAGAUCUGAAUAGAAGGGACCCAAGGAAGUUAAACGUCUUGUUAUACAUGUACAAUGUUGUUUUCAUCAGUUGUUAAUACAUGUAUUAAAUGUUGUGAUGCUACAUAAAAUUAAAAUUGAUUAAUUUUUAUUUAUCCAAGGAGAUGAAGAUAUCUGAAUCACAUUUUUUGAAAAUAAAUAAAUGAUGUGAUAAUUAAGUGGUCUGUUCUUGAAGGUUUAUGUUUUGUUUUUAAGUCAUUUUGAUAGUGAGAGUCAUGAAUGUACCUGUGUAUUCUUUAUCUUGUAAGUUAUUACUGAUUUAUAAUUCAGUAUUUACAGUUGCUUAAGAAAUCCUUUGUUACAUGUUUGCAAUAAGUCUUAAUUUGUUUUGAGGUACAUGUACUAGUAUAAUCGUGUCAUAGAGAAAUGUUUCUAAUAUAUUUUAAGGCAAAUUUUAUACAUAUCAGUUCAGGGUCCAGAAAGUUGGGAAGAGGGAUCAAAAGUAAAUGUACAAAACAGGUUUGCCACAGAAAAAAACAAUUACAGCUUUUUGAAGGUCAUUAUGAGCCACGUUUAUUUGAAAUGAAGGGUUUUCUUAAAAAAAAGGGGGGGGGGCAGGCUCCUUUUGUCUUGUUAUAAGAUAAAAGUGUGAAAUAUACCACGUGCACUGUCUUUUUAAUAAAUUGCAUUUAAGAUGAAUGACAUAGUUUAAAGCAAUUAAAAUAAUUGGAAGUUUCAA